This is a messenger RNA of Oreochromis niloticus (Nile tilapia), 2832 nucleotides long. RefSeq names its product protein NLRC3-like. The coding region runs from base 34 to 2832 and encodes 932 amino acids. The transcript has 7 exons. Gene Ontology annotation, molecular function: protein binding. The record is from RefSeq and is a predicted model, not a curated record. Lineage: Eukaryota; Metazoa; Chordata; Actinopteri; Cichliformes; Cichlidae.
CAGCAGCAUCAAACACACCUGGACUCCAUAUUUAUGACCAGUGGAUUGUCAGUGUUCUUGAGGAGAAUAAAACAGGAGGAGCUGGCUAACCAUCUGGAGAGCAAACAUUUUCCUGAAGUUUGUCAUCGUAACCUUAAAUCCACCCUGAAGAAGAAGUUCCAGUGUGUGUUUGAGGGCAUCGCUAAAGCAGGAAACCCAACCCUUCUGAAUCAGAUCUACACAGAGCUCUACAUCACAGAGGGAGGGACUGCAGAGGUCAAUGAUGAACAUGAGGUCAGACUGAUUGAAACAGCAUCCAGGAAACCAGACAGACCAGAAACAACCAUCAGACAAGAAGACAUCUUUAAAGCCUCACCUGGAAGAGAUGAACCAAUCAGAACAGUGCUGACAAAGGGAGUGGCUGGCAUUGGGAAAACAGUCUUAACACAGAAAUACACCCUGGACUGGGCUGAAGACAAAGCCAACCAGGACAUCCAGUUCAUAUUUCCAUUCACUUUCAGAGAGCUGAAUGUGCUGAAAGAGGAAAAGUUCAGCUUGGUGGAACUUGUUCAUCACUUCUUUACUGAAACCAAAGAAGCAGGAAUCUGCAGCUUUGAAGACUUCCAGGUUGUGUUCAUCUUUGAUGGUCUGGAUGAGUGUCGACUUCCUCUGGACUUCCACAAAACAAAGAUCCUGACUGACUCUAGAAGGUCCACCUCAGUGGAUGUGCUGCUGAUAAACCUCAUCAGGGGGAAACUGCUUCCCUCUGCUCGCCUCUGGAUAACCACACGACCUGCAGCAGCCAAUCAGAUCCCUCCUGAAUGUGUUGGCGGGGUGACAGAGAUCAGAGGGUUCACUGACCCACAGAAGGAGGAGUACUUCAGGAAGAGAUUCAGAGAUGAGGAGCAGGCCAGCAGGAUCAUCUCCCACAUCAAGACAUCACGAAGCCUCCACAUCAUGUGCCACAUCCCAGUCUUCUGCUGGAUCACUGCUACAGUUCUGGAGGACAUGCUGGAAACCAGAGAGGGAGGACAGCUGCCCAAGACCCUGACUGACAUGUACAUCCACUUCCUGGUGGUCCAGGCCAAAGUGAAGAAGGUCAAGUAUGAUGGAGGAGCUGAGACAGAUCCACACUGGAGUCCAGAGAGCAGGAAGAUGAUGGAGUCUCUGGGAAAACUGGCUUUUGAUCAGCUGCAGAAAGGAAACCUGAUCUUCUAUGAAUCAGACCUGACAGAGUGUGGCAUCGAUAUCAGAGCAGCCUCAGUGUACUCAGGAGUGUUCACACAGAUCUUUAAAGAGGAGAGAGGGCUGUACCAGGACAAGGUGUUCUGCUUCAUCCAUCUGAGUGUGCAGGAGUUUGUGGCUGCUCUUCAUGUCCAUCUGACCUUCAUCAACUCUGGACUCAAUCUGCUGGAAGAACAACAAACAACCUCCCAGAAGUCUGAAACAAGAAAAUCUGCAGAGAAACUCUUCUACCAGAGUGCUGUAAACAAGGCCUUAUGGAGUCCAAAUGGACAUCUGGACUUGUUCCUCCGCUUCCUCCUGGGUCUUUCACUACAGACCAGUCAGACUCUCCUACGAGGUCUGCUGACACAGACAGGAAGUAGCUCACAGACCAAUCAGGAAACUGUCCAGUACAUCAAGAAGAAACUUGAUGAGAAUCUGUCUGCAGAGAAAAGCAUCAAUCUGUUCCAUUGUCUGAAUGAACUGAAUGAUUGUUCUCUAGUGGAGGAGAUCCAACAGUCCCUGAGUUCAGGAAGUCUCAUUGGUGGUAUUCUCUCUCCUGCUCAGUGGUCAGCUCUGGCCUUCAUUUUACUGUCACAGGAAAAAGAUCUGGAUGAGUUUGACCUGAAUAAAUACUCUGCUUCAGAGAAGGCUCUUCUGAGGUUGCUGCCAGUGGUCAAAGCCUCCAACAAAGCUCUAUUGAGUCUCUGUAACCUCUCAGAGGGCAGCCUUGAAGCUCUGUCUACAAUUGUUAUAUCCCAGUCAUCUAGUUUGAGAGAGCUGGACCUGAGUAACUCUGAUCUGCAGGAUUCAAAAGUGCAACUUCUGUCUGUUGGAGUGAAGAGUCUAAACUGUACACUGGAAAAUCUCAGACUGAGCCACUGUAAAUUCUCCGAGAGAAGCUGUGAAGCCCUAUCCUCAGUGCUCGGGUCUCAGACCUGUAGUCUGAGUAAGCUGGACAUGAGUAACUCUGACUUGCAAGAUUCAGGAGUGAAGCUUCUGUCUACUGGAGUGAAGAGUAACUGUACACUGGAAAAUCUCAGGGUGGAGCCUGCUGGAGUCCGAUGGUUGAGACCAGGUCUGAGGAAGUAUUCCUGUCAACUCACAAUCGACACAAACACAGUGAACACAAAGCUCCAACUGUCUGACAACAACAGGAAGGUGACACAUGUGGAGGAGGUUCAGUCAUAUCCUGAUCAUCCAGACAGAUUUGAUGUUCAUCCUCAGCUGCUGUGUAGAAAUGGUCUGACUGGUCGCUGUUACUGGGAGGUCGAGUGGAGAGGACACGUUUAUAUAUCAGUGAGUUACAGAAGAAUCAGAAGGAAAGGAGAAAGUGAUGACUGUUGGUUUGGAGGGAAUUAUCAGUCCUGGAGUCUGGACUGCUCUGAUGAUGAUGGUCCUCGUUCUGUCCUUCACAAUUACAGAGAAACACCUAUCUCCUCCUCCUCCUCCUCCUCCUCUGUCUCUAAUAGAGUAGCAGUGUAUGUGGACUGUCCUGCUGGCACUCUGUCCUUCUACAGAGUCUCCUCUGACACUCUGAUCCACCUCCACACCUUCAACACCACAUUCACUCAAACUCUUUAUCCUGGGUUUGCAGUCAGUUCUGGUGCCUCAGUGUCCCUGUGCUGA